AUGACCACCUCUCACUCGCUUUCUCUUUCUCGUCUUGUCUGCAGCAAUCCCUUCAACACACUGCAAUCACCAGUCAACUCGGUUCUCCCUCCGUUGGUCUUGCCCAACCUUAAGUUCUUCUCCACAUCAUGGACGACACCCCCCCCCGACCCGGCGACCGCCCAGGGCCAGACGUCGAAUUCUCCAGCAUCAAGCUCCCCGGGUUCGACCCUCCCCGCACAGCUCCUCGUCCAACCGCAUCGCCAGCUCGCCCACGACGACUGCGACAUGGGCCACAGGAUGGAUGGUGACGGCGACGACGUCGACACGGAACAGAACAUGCCCGAGACGUUGCCAGAGGCCGACAUGGUGGCGUCCGAGCAGAGCCAUGACGACAUGACGAUGAGCGACGCCGGCGAUGCCUCGUCGGAAGCCGACGACGACGAGGACAUUGGCAACGACCCCCGCGCCCUGGACUCUAGCAAGUGGACCCGCAAGAUCAACCUUGCGCUGGCAAGGACCUUGCACUACUUCAGCGCGCAGAACGGAUACGUUCUGGCCCUCCUCUGUCAGCAAGCCGCCUUUGAAGCUUCGGGCAGAGAGUUCUCACUGGCGGAGAUUGCCGCGCACGCCAUCCCGCCGAGGCGUCGUUUGGCCCUGCUCAACUUUCUUCGAAGGACGGGAGUCCCCCUUGCCACUCCCUACCAUGAGAUAGUCCCUUGGCCUCCUUCUCCCACCCCGUCUCCCCGGUCAUCACGCGCGGCCCCCACCACAUGA
Messenger RNA from Apiotrichum porosum, 756 nucleotides. RefSeq lists its product as uncharacterized. NCBI's taxonomy places the organism in Eukaryota, Fungi, Basidiomycota, Tremellomycetes, Trichosporonales, Trichosporonaceae. Bases 1 to 756 code for a protein of 251 amino acids. The transcript is spliced from 3 exons. The record is from RefSeq and is a predicted model, not a curated record.